Molecule: messenger RNA, 1539 nt
Organism: Passer montanus (Eurasian tree sparrow)
Lineage: Eukaryota; Metazoa; Chordata; Aves; Passeriformes; Passeridae
Gene: CRLF1
Product: cytokine receptor like factor 1
Exons: 7
Coding region: 151-1539 (462 amino acids)
Biological process (GO): cytokine-mediated signaling pathway
Cellular component (GO): external side of plasma membrane
Molecular function (GO): protein binding; cytokine receptor activity
Source: RefSeq, a predicted model, not a curated record
CUUUCUGCCCCCCCGGGGGCGGUCCCGGGGCGGGGCCAGGGCGGCAGUUGGGGCUUUGGUAACCGGGGGUUGCUCAGACUUGCUCGGGACUUCCCCGGACGUGCCGGUGCGCUCCGCCGCCCCGGGCACCGACGGGCACCGGAGCAGGCCAUGCCGCCGCCGCCGCUGCUGCCGAUGCUGCCGCUGCUGCUGCUGCUCUGGCCGCGCCUGCCCCGCGCCGACCCGCUCUCCUACCCCGCGGUGAUUUCCCCGCAGGACCCCACGCUGCUGAUCGGCUCCUCGCUGGUGGCCACGUGCACGGUGAGCCCGGACAUGCCGCUCAAGGCCGAGGAUCUGUACUGGACGCUGAACGGGCGGCGCCUCCCGGCCGCCUCCUACGCCGCCCUGGGCCCCUCCACGCUCAGCGUGGCCCUGGCCCGCCUCAACGGCUCCAGGCAGCAGUCGGGGGACAACCUGGUGUGCCACAGCAGAGACGGCGGCAUCCUGGCCGGCUCCUGUCUCUAUGUUGGAUUACCCCCAGAAAAACCAGUCAACAUCACUUGCUGGUCCAAAAACAUGAAGGACCUGACCUGCAAGUGGGCGCCCGGGACAGAAGGGGAGACCUUCCUGCACACCAACUACACCCUCAAGUACAAGCGCAGGUGGUACGGCCAGGACAACACCUGCCAGGAGUACCACACGGCCGGCACCUACUCCUGCCACAUCCCCAAGGACCUGGCCCUCUUCACGCCCUACGAGAUCUGGGUGGAGGCGUCCAACCGCCUGGGGGUGGCCGUGUCCGACGUGGUCAUGCUGGACAUCCUGGACGUGGUCACCACGGACCCGCCGUCGGACGUGCACGUCAGCAGGGUGGGCGACCUGGAGGACCAGCUCAGCGUGCGCUGGAGCUCCCCGCCGGCCCUCAAGGAUUUCCUCUUCCAAGCCAAGUACCAGAUCCAAUACCGGGUGGAGGACAGCUCCGAGUGGAAGGUGGUGGAUGAUGUGGGCAACCAGACCUCGUGCCGCCUGGCCGGCCUGCGCCCCGGCACCGUCUACUUCGUCCAGGUGCGCUGUAACCCCUUCAGCAUCUACGGCUCCAAGAAAGCCGGGAUCUGGAGCGACUGGAGCAACCCCACGGCCGCCUCCACGCCGCGCAGCGAGCGAGUGGCGGGGGGCUGCGACGCCAAAGGGGGGGAGCAGAACACGACGCUGCGGCGGGAGCUGAAGCAGUUUUUCGGCUGGGUGAAGAAGCACGCCUACGGCUGCUCCAACCUGGGCAUCAAACUCUACGACCAGUGGCGCGUGUGGCUGCAGAAAUCGCACAAAACACGCAACCAGGUAGGUAAGGAGCCUUUCGCACUUCUUCUCCCCGGCUGGGGGCGCAGCGCGGCCCCGCGGCCCUGGCGGAUGGGGUGGGCUGAGGCUGGGGGGCCGGGCUGGCCCAGCCCCGGGGGCUCUGUGGGACCCUGGCCCCGCGGCAGCGAGGGGACCCCCCAGCCCUGCCCGGCCGGGGGAGGCACCGAGGCUUUGCUCCGCCAGCCGGAGCAGCCUCUGGGAUGA